CCUAACCAUGAAGAAGUAAACAAAUUGAUAAGUGUGAUGAAAGUGACUAAAAACAUAUAUUUAUUGCAAAAAAUACCGGAAACAAAGUAAAAAUACCAUUCCGACAAUGCAACGCUACACGCUGGACUUGAGCGCACUCUUCUCGGACCACCGCGCGAAGACCUUUGUCCGUAGAAGAAACAAGUGGAACCGGGUCCGGUGCCUCCAGGACCACAUCCGAGCUACGUUCCAAAUCGAGCCGGAAUGCUACCUCACCAACGAGGCGGACGUCUUCUUCCCGGAAGCGGAAGAUCUGGACGUGAUCCAGGAGGGGGAUUUGAUAAGAGUUCGCGUUUCGAACAGUUGUGGCACUCAGCCGAAAAGCGCGCCAAAAAAGGUUUCCAUCGAUGAGGCACGUGCGCAAAACGGCAAGCGGAAGCACGCGUCGACGUCGAGUUCCGGGGACGAUUCCAGCUCCGAUUCCGACGAUGAGACUCUGCCGAAAAUAUUUGCCGGGGUUGAGAAAACUUGCAAAAAUAGAGAUGACGAGGCGAAACUGGAAGCUGAGCCGAAACGCAAACGCGUCCGGAAGCGAAAGUCCAAGAAGAAGGUCGAAGAAUCGCCACCACCGAAGGUGGUCGUCAAGACUUACGGCAAGACCAAGACGCCGCCGAUCGUGGUGGCGAACGGGGACUCGAGUGGGCACGUCCGCUUUGAAGAGUCCGACAAGGACGAGAACGAAGUUGCUUCGGUAAAGGUUGAACCUUACCGUAACUUGAAUCGAACCGUCACUCCACGAGUCGUGAAGGCGGUUCGCGUUGAAAACGGUCAGAGCUGGAACGAUGACAUUCCCGCCGUUCCAGAGUACGAUAACGGUUGCGUAGAGGAAGUCAAGCAGGUCGUCAACGGGGCAAAGUCUCGUUCUCGCAAACCGCCCAAGAAAUCCGUUGAAAUCAAGCAAGAAACCAUUCAAGCAGCCACCCAACCACAACGAGACCCUUCCCCUACCUGGGACACCGAAGUGUCCCAAGACCCCGGCAAAGAGUCCUUCAUCGCCAACUACAGCGGCACCGAGUUCUGGGCCAGCCUGCGAGCCUCCGUCGAGAACUUCCCCUCCAUCCCGUUUCCGAGCGCCAAUGACGUGAUUGCGUACAACGUUCGCGAUUCCGGCGAAUCUUAUCUGGCGUUUGUGGAACACGUAGACGAGGGUGACGCGUCCCGGCUCACGAUUCGCCGGCUGAACUGCAGCGAUGCCGCAAGCACCGAAUCGGCCACGUUGAAACAGCUGACGGAGAUUCGGCUCGUCGCGACCUAUCAGCCGGCGUAAUCGUGAAUCGUGAGCGUAAGCAGCUGGGUGAGGAUUAGGGAGAUAAUUGAUUGAUAUUUGUGUUGUGUAUAUUACGGUGUCUGCCAAUCUGGCGAGUAAAGAUGUUUCGAGGUGAUUGCCAGAAAGUA
Messenger RNA from Culex quinquefasciatus (southern house mosquito), 1434 nucleotides. RefSeq lists its product as uncharacterized. The transcript is spliced from 2 exons. NCBI's taxonomy places the organism in Eukaryota, Metazoa, Arthropoda, Insecta, Diptera, Culicidae. The record is from RefSeq and is a predicted model, not a curated record. Bases 107 to 1306 code for a protein of 399 amino acids.